This is a messenger RNA of Capsicum annuum, 4252 nucleotides long. RefSeq names its product epidermal growth factor receptor substrate 15-like 1. NCBI's taxonomy places the organism in Eukaryota, Viridiplantae, Streptophyta, Magnoliopsida, Solanales, Solanaceae. Gene Ontology annotation, molecular function: protein binding; calcium ion binding. The transcript is spliced from 13 exons. Gene Ontology annotation, biological process: endocytosis; endosomal transport. Bases 308 to 3994 code for a protein of 1228 amino acids. The record is from RefSeq and is a predicted model, not a curated record. Gene Ontology annotation, cellular component: nucleus; plasma membrane; cytoplasm.
UCAACAUUUAUUGGGAAAAGGAGAAAAUGAAUAAACUAAACUUCAGCAAUUGUAUUGACGAAGAAGAACAUUCAUUGAAAUGAAAACCAAGCUUUGAUCAAAAGACAGAUAACUACCACGGCGAAUGCACCGAUGUUUUGUCACUUUACCACAUUCCCACCGGCAAAUCGCCGUCGGCGGCGGACAUUCUAAAACCCUUGGGAGUUUUUUCUUUCAAAAAUUUGCUAUAGAAAUGAUUCGAUAACAAUAGCAGUUCGAUCUCAUUCAGAAUUGCAAUCAAUAGGGAGGGAGAUUUGUCAAUUAAGUAAUGGCUGCACAGAGUCAGAAUAUGGAUCAAUUCGAGGCCUAUUUUCGACGUGCUGAUUUGGAUCAGGAUGGUCGGAUCAGUGGCGCCGAGGCCGUUGCCUUUCUCAAUGACUCUAAUUUGCCCCAACCAGUCCUCGCUCAGAUAUGGACAUAUGCUGACCAAAGUCGUACCGGCUUCCUUAGUCGCCAAGAAUUUUAUAAUGCUCUCAAGCUUGUUACGGUGGCACAAAAACGAGAGUUGACUCCAGAAAUAGUGAAGGCUGCGCUAUUCACGCCAGCUUCAGCCAAAAUUCCUGCUCCCCAAAUAAACCUUGUAGCCAUACCAGGUCCUCAACCAACUUAUAAGGUUAGUUCCGUAGUUCCUCUAGUUAGUGGUGCUACUUCAACAGAAGCUCAAACUUUUGGCGUUAGGAGUCAACAAGGCUUACCAGCUCAGCAAAGUUACAUGAGGCCUCCUACGCCCUCAAAUCCUGAGCCUGGUUUCCAAUCUCAACCAAAUGUUUCUGGUCAAGGAACGCUAGUUGGAAGUACAAUUACAGCUUCUUGCCCUCCCAGUUCCACUGAUUUUCUUCCUGGUCAGAAUGGUGUCUCACAAACAGGUGCCAGAGUCCAAGCUCAUAAUGCAAGUAUCAGUUCUAGAAGCGAGGAUGCAUUUGGUCAUGCGGUAUUGACACCUUCUGCACAACAAACCCACCAAGCAACCAUGCCCUCAAAUCCUAGCCCUGGUUUCCAAUCUCAACCAAAUAUUUCUGGUCAAGGAACACUAGUUGGAAGUACAAUUACAGCUUCUCACCCUCCCAGUUCCACUGAUUUACUUGCUGGUCAGAAUGGGGUCUCACAAGCAGGUGCCAGUAUUCAAGCUCCUAAUGCAAGUAUCAGUUCUAGAAGUCAGGAUGCAUUUGGUCAUGCUGUAUUGACACCUUCUGCACAACAAACCCAACAAGCAACCACGUCAUCAGUGCAACCAGAUCUAUCAAAAUCAAAUGAUGCAACUUUGUCGCAUGGUAACAUGCCUGAUGCCAAGGUUCCUAAAUCUGUUUCAGUCACAGGAAAUGAAUUUCCAUCAGAUUCACUCUUUGGAGAUGUCUUUUCAGUUGCAUUAGUUCAACCAAAGCAAAGCUCAGCACCAACUAUAUCUUCAUCUAGCAACUUAGCAGUUUCAUCAGCCACAGAUCGAGCAUCUGCAGGCUCCAUACCUCCUGUAAAGGCUAACUCAGUUAAUUCACAAACUACACUUCCUCAGCAGCCUGUACACCAGCAUCAGCAUGCUCAUUUUAAUGUGAGACCGAACCAACAGGUCUCAGUGCAGAGUUCUGCUGCAAAUCCUAGUGCAGCUAGAAAUUCUCUGCCUGGCCAGUCUCAGCUUCCGUGGCCAAGGAUUACGCAAUCGGACUAUCAGAAGUACAGCAAAGUAUUUAUGGCAGUGGACACAGACAGGGAUGGAAAAAUUACUGGGGCAGAGGCACGGAGCUUGUUUUUAAGUUGGAAGCUGCCCCGAGAGGUCUUAAAACAGGUGUGGGAUUUAUCAGAUCAAGAUAAUGACAGCAUGCUUUCUUUGAGAGAAUUCUGCAUUGCACUUUACCUGAUGGAACGACACAGGGAAGGCUGCUCUCUUCCUUCAGUUCUUCCAGCUAAUCUUAUCUUUGGCGAGUCACUAUUGCAUGCUUCGGGUGAGCCUGCAGGAUCACAUGGUGCGACAUCUUGGAGAGACACACCAGGUUUCCAGCAAACACAAGGGCAAAGUGGUGCACGACAAGCAGCUUUUGGUGUUCCAAGGAGGCCUCCACGUCCAGUGCCCAUUCCCCAGCCUGAAGAAGCUGUACAGCCUAGUAAACAGAAGCCUACAGUUCCAGUAUUGGAGAAGCAUCUGAUUGACCAACUUAGCACAGAGGAGCAGGAUUCCUUGAACACAAAGUUCCAGGAAGCAACUGAUGCAGAGAAGAAGGUCAUGGAGCUAGAGAAGGAAAUUUUAGAUGCCAAAGAAAAAACUCAGUUCUACCAUGCAAAGAUGCAAGAAAUAAUUCUAUACAAAAGCCGAUGUGAUAAUAGACUAAAUGAGAUCAGCGCAAGAACUUCUGCUGACAAAAAAGAGGUCGAAUUACUGUCUAAAAAAUAUGAAGAGAAAUACAAGCAAACUGGAGAUGUUGCUUCUAAACUGACAAUUGAGGAGUCCACGUUUCGGGAUAUUCAAGAGAAAAAAAUGGAUCUGUAUAGAACAAUUGUCAAAAUAGAUCAAGAUGGUAAAACUGAUGCUAUCCAGGACUGUGCUAAUCAGAUACAGGCAGAUCUCGAGGGGCUAGUAAAAAUUUUGAAUGAACGCUGCAAAACUUAUGGGUUACGGGCCAAACCAACUACUCUGCUUGAGCUUCCAUUUGGUUGGCAACCUGGCAUUCAAGAGGGGGCAGCAGACUGGGAUGGAGAGUGGGAUAAAUUUGACAAUGAAGAAUUCACCUUUGUGAAAGAGCUCACCCUUGAAGUACAAAAUGUCAUUGCCCCUCCUAAACCAAAAUCUUCACUGGUUCGGGAAAAAGCAUCUUCUUUGAAUGACCAUGCUGCUGGAAAAUCAUCUGCUGAUGCCAGCACUGAUGCAAAGUCAGAUAAGUUGCCAAGCCCUGUAAGAGACAGAGCAAUGAGUGAUGGGGAGACUGCCCAUACAGCUAGAAGUUCAACUAAAAAUCCAACCAGGAGUAAUGCAGUUGAAAGUCCGUCAAAAGAAUUUGAAGAAUCAAUUAAUAGGAAGGAGACUACUUUUGAUGGUUCUCCCCGUGCUGCCCAAAGUGAACAAUGGGGAGCUGAAUCUGCGUUCUCUGGGGACAAAAGUUUUGAUGAAUCUGGUUGGGGUACAUUUGAUACAGACCAUGAUGCAAAUGCUGUGUGGGACAUCAGUUCUGCUGCUAAGGAUUCUCGUGAUGAGAAGCACAAGGAAACUUCUCUUUUUGAUGAUGACGACUGGGACCUAAGGCCUAUCAAAACAGGCUCCACAAAUUCCAGCAACUCGCUCCCAAAACAAGCCCCAUUUUUCGAUUCUGUUCCUAGCACACCUAGCUACAAUACUGGGUUCAGUUAUUCAGAGAACCAGUUUCCAAAGCAAAGCCCAUUCUUUGAUUCUGUUCCAAGCACACCAAGUUACAACUCUGGAUUCCCACAGGGAGACAACUUAUUCUCUAGGCAAAGUCCCUUCUUUGAUUCUGUUCCCAGCACACCAGCCUAUAACGCAGGUGGCUCCCCAGUUGCUGAUAACAUGUUCCAGAAAAAGAGUCCAUUUGCCUUUGCGGACUCGGUUCCAAGCACACCUAUGUCUGAAGAGCACUUGAACAGCUUUUCCAGAUAUGAUUCCUUCAACAUGCACGAUGGUGGCCUCUUUGGUAGUCGUGAGUUUUCAAGAUUUGAUUCCAUGCGCAGCACCAGAGACUCUGAAUAUGAUAGUGGUUCAUUCCAGCAGCGUGACUCCUUUGCUAGAUUUGAUUCAUUCCGCAGCACAGCAGACUCUGAUUAUAAUUUUGGAGCCUUUCCAGCUCGCGAGUCACUAUCAAGGUUUGAUUCCAUCCGCAGCACCAAGGGCACAGAUUAUGGUCAUGGUUUCCCAUCUUUUGAUGAUACGGGUCCAUUUGGGUCUCAUGAACCAUUUAACACAUCAGCGGAGAGUCAGACUCCAAAGAGAGAUUCUGAUAAUUGGAAAGCGUUUUAAUAUGGUCAUGGAUUCGCUUAAUCUGCGUACGGUCUCUUUUUUUCUCUUUUCCCUUCCAUUUUAAACUGUUUUUGGCCAGUUUUUUCGGUUGUAGGGAUAGUGAAUUGGUUUGAUUAGAUAGUCUUCUGCGUGGCACGAGGUAGGUAACAUUAUUAUAAGUUGUAUUCUCAGUAUUAUUUCAUUAUUGAAUGUAUAAAACUUGUAAAAUGGUCUUUUCGUUUUUUUUUUUCUGUUAAUUGCUAUUUGAGAGUUGAUUUA